Messenger RNA from Penicillium cataractarum, 876 nucleotides. RefSeq names its product phytanoyl-CoA dioxygenase family protein. The transcript has a single exon. NCBI's taxonomy places the organism in Eukaryota, Fungi, Ascomycota, Eurotiomycetes, Eurotiales, Aspergillaceae. Bases 1 to 876 code for a protein of 291 amino acids. The record is from RefSeq and is a predicted model, not a curated record.
AUGACCCAACAAACUCUCAAAAUAAUCAAACUCACCCCCGAGGAGCUAUCAACUCAAAAAAUAAGCUCCCAUACCCUCCAAGCAUCCUUAGAAGCCCUCCACAAAGACGGAAUCCUUGCCCUCGAAAACGCCGUGAACACCACGCACCUCGACAAACUAAACGCGCGCAUGAUCCCCGAAGCCCAAAAGCUCUACUACAACGAAACAACUCACCGCAACUUUGGCCAAGCAACGGGGAACAUCCAACAAGAACCCGUCGUCGAGGGGGACUACAUCUUCGAAGACAUCCUCGCCAAUCCAUGGGCGACCUGUAUAAUCGAGCACAUGAUCGGACCAAACCCGCAACUACGCUUCUACAGCGCCAAUACCGCAUUCAAAGCGAAUGGUCGACAACCACCGCAUAUAGACGUUGACUUUGCGAUGCCCCGCAUACCGUUCGGUUACUGUAUCAAUAUCAAUCUAGUCUCCACGUCGCCGGAGAACGGGGCAACGGAGUUCUGGCUGGGUAGUCACACGGACACGGACGAGACUGUAUUCGAUCGAGAGGCGGAUGACCUGCAGAUCAAGGCUGAGCUAUUAGAACAGCGAAGAAAGAUUAGUCCGCCUAUUCAGCCGGGUUUACCUAAGGGAUCGUUGAUUAUUCGGGAUCUUAGGCUUUGGCAUGCUGGUAUGCCGAAUAAGACGGAUGAGCCGAGGGUGAUGUUGGUUUCUAUUCAGUUUCCGAGUUGGUAUCGGAGUGAUCAGAGGUUGGUUUUGCCGAGGGCUUUGGAGGGGAAGAUUGAUUUUGGGAGGACGGUUCCUUUUGUGAAGUGGGUUGGGGAGGAUUAUGAUUAUUUGCAGGGUGCUCAUGAUCAUGAUUUGACGUUGAAGCCGUGA